This is a messenger RNA of Cylas formicarius (sweet potato weevil), 3493 nucleotides long. RefSeq names its product calcium-transporting ATPase type 2C member 1 (gene SPoCk). Gene Ontology annotation, cellular component: Golgi membrane; plasma membrane; endoplasmic reticulum. Bases 275 to 3079 code for a protein of 934 amino acids. Gene Ontology annotation, biological process: calcium ion transmembrane transport; manganese ion transport; intracellular calcium ion homeostasis. The transcript has 7 exons. Gene Ontology annotation, molecular function: ATP binding; P-type calcium transporter activity; ATP hydrolysis activity. The record is from RefSeq and is a predicted model, not a curated record. NCBI's taxonomy places the organism in Eukaryota, Metazoa, Arthropoda, Insecta, Coleoptera, Brentidae.
CCGGCCCCGAUUUCGCUUGCAUUCAGGCCGCCAAUUACCCCAAUUAGUCGCCGAAACGCUCGUUAGCGUCGGUUUUUUUCGCGAAAAUCCGAGUCACGGACCGCAGCGCCGAAAAAAUGCGGUCCGUGACGCGGCCAACUUCGCGUGCGUGGGGUCUGUCAAAAACGUAUGUUGUUGUGGUGUCGACGGGUAACGUUUACGUGCGGGGCUGUGCGAAAAACUCGAAAUAUGUGAGAAAUCGAGCAGUGCACCGGUAGCGACCGCGUCGGCGACAAUGAAAAAGGCGUUCGGCAACGCGAAAUACCACAAGCUGCCGCAGUAUUCCUACAAAGACGUUCCCAGCCUGCUGAUCCACAGACACUCGGAUGCCGCGACGACGCCCAUGUGGCUGGCGGCCAGCGAGGCCAGCAGCCUGUCCUACGAGGAGGUCGCGCAGAGGCUGGAAGUCGACGUGCUCAAAGGUCUCACCUGGCAGGAGGCCACGCAACGCAGGCAAUUUUCCGGCUAUAACGAGUUCAAGGUGUCGGUGGAGGACCCGCCGUGGAAGAAAUAUCUCGAGCAGUUCCAGAACCCGCUCAUCCUGCUGCUGCUCGCGUCCGCGGUAGUGUCCGGCGCGAUGAAGCAGCUCGACGACGCGGUCAGCAUCACCAUCGCGAUAGUGAUCGUGGUGACGGUCGCGUUCGUCCAGGAAUACCGCUCGGAGAAGUCGCUGCAGGAGUUGACGAAGCUGGUGCCGCCGUCGUGUCACUGUUUGCGGGAGGGCACGCCCGAUUCGUUCCUCGCGCGGGAGCUGGUCCCGGGCGACAUAGUUAUCUUGGAGAUAGGGGACCGGGUGCCCGCCGACCUGCGCCUCUUCGACGCCGUCGACCUGCUGAUUGACGAGAGCUCCUUCACCGGCGAGACGGAACCGUCUCGGAAAAACACCGACUCGGUGCUCAGGCCGAACGGGGCUCACUCCUCCAACACCAACAUCGCGUUCAUGGGCACGCUGGUACGUUCGGGUAACGGCAAGGGUAUCGUGGUGAGCACGGGGACGAACAGCGAGUUCGGCUCCGUGUUCAAGAUGAUGCUCGAGGAGAAGGCGCCGAAAACGCCGCUACAAAAGUCGAUGGAUAGCCUGGGGGCGCAGCUGUCCAUGUACUCGUUCGCGAUCAUCGCCGUCAUCAUGCUGAUCGGGUGGUGGCAGGGCAAGGUGCUCCUCGAGAUGUUCCAGAUCGGGGUCAGUCUCGCCGUCGCGGCGAUACCCGAAGGGUUACCGAUCGUCGUCACGGUGACGCUCGCUUUGGGCGUGAUGCGGAUGGCGAAACGCAAGGCGAUCGUGAAAAAACUGCCGACGGUCGAGACGCUCGGCUGCGUGAACGUCAUCUGCUCGGACAAGACGGGUACGAUCACGCGCAACGAGAUGACCGCCACCGUCCUCGUCACCUCCGACGGCUACAUAGCCGAGCUGACGGGGGCGGGCUACAACGACCACGGUCAGGUGCUCCUUCACAAGUGCGACGAUCCGGAGGCGGCCCGGGAGAGCGUCGCCAAACUGCUCGAGGUCGGCGCCGUCGCCAACAACGCCGUCAUCGCCAACGAGGUCCUGAUGGGGCAGCCGACGGAGGGCGCUCUACUUGCCGCCGCCAUGAAACACGGCAUGUACAACGUCGCGGACCGUUACGUCCGUCUCCAGGAGUACCCGUUCAGCUCUGAACAGAAGACGAUGACCGUGCGCUGCGUGCCCAAGUACGAUCCCGACAAGCGGGAGGUGUACUUCACCAAGGGCGCGAUGGAGAGGAUCCUGCCCAAGUGUACCGCUUACAGCGUCAACGGCACCGUCCAGCCCAUAACGGAGCAGAAACGGGCCGAGUUCGUCGCGGAGGCGCACGAGAUCGGCCGCAAAGGCUUACGGGUGAUCGCCCUCGCCAAAGGCCCCGCCCUUCUCACCGAACUCGUCUACAUGGGCAUCGUGGGCAUCUGCGACCCGCCCCGUCCCAUGGUCCGCGAAGCGAUCAAUAUGCUGAGCGAGGCCGGCGUGCAGGUCAAGAUGGUCACGGGCGACGCAGUCGACACCGCCGUCGCCAUAGCCCAAAUGAUCGGUCUGCAGACGUCGCAGGCGAACGUGCUGUCCGGCGAGCAGCUGGACGCGUUCAGCGAGCCGGAGCUGGACGCCGCGGUGCCCCACGCGACCGUCUUCUACAGGGUGUCGCCGAAGAACAAGCUGUCGAUCGUCAAGGCGUUGCAGCGUAACGGCUACAUCGUCGGCAUGACCGGCGACGGCGUCAACGACGGCGUCGCCCUGAAGAAGGCCGACAUCGGGAUCGCGAUGGGCAAGAACGGCACCGACGUGUGCAAGGAGGCCGCGGACAUGAUCCUCGUCGACGACGACUUUUACACCAUCAUCGCCGCGAUCGAGGAGGGCAAAAGCAUAUUCCACAACAUCCGCAACUUCGUCGGCUUCCAGCUGUCCACGUCGAUCGCGGCCCUCGCCCUCAUCGCCCUCGCCACCCUGAUGGACAUCCCGACGCCCCUCAACGCCAUGCAGAUCCUCUGGAUCAACAUCAUCAUGGACGGGCCGCCGGCCCAAAGCUUGGGCGUCGAGCCGGUCAGCGAGGACAUCGUCAAGCAGAAGUCGCGCAACACCAAGGAGCCGAUGAUCACCAGGAAGCUGAUCGUCAACGUGCUGCUGUCGGCCACCUUCAUCGUCGCCGGCACCCUGUGGGUGUUCAACCGCGAGAUGAGCUCGGAAGGGAUCACGGCCCGCGACACCACGAUGACCUUCACCUGUUUCGUCUUCUUCGACAUGUGGAACGCCCUCUCCUACAGGUCGCAGACCAAGGGCGUGUUCCAGAUAGGCCUGUUCUCCAACACGUUUUUCCUCGUCGCCGUCGGCCUCUCCGUCCUCGGGCAGCUCCUCGUCGUCUACGUGCCCCCUCUGCAGAGCGUGUUCCAGACGGAAGCGCUGACCGCUUGGGACAUGGCCUUCCUCACGGCGCUCACGUCGUCCGUGUGGGUGUUCUCGGAGCUGAAGAAGCUGUUCGAGCGGCUGCUGGAGAAGAGGUGCCGCGGUAAAAAGACCCCGCUCGAGUACGUAUGACGAAGCGGGGGGCCCGUCGGGGCGAAGCCCCGGCACCGCUAGGGCCGGAGCGCUCGCGCGCGGCGCCCCCAUCGGACGACGGUAUUUAUUAUUUUUUACGACGCGCACGGGGGCGGGCCGUCGGCGCGGGACCACUCUGUAAAUAUUUACAUAAACGUUGUGUUUUUUAUUUGGACGUGCGUUUGUUUUAUUUGUGACGCCGUCGGGUACGAUUCCUCUAACCUCCCGCCGCCCACGGUUUUUUUUUUACGUAUAUGGCGCACGCGCAAACUCGCACCGCUAGUCUCUGGAAUGUCUUUCGUUUGCGCGUUUUGUACGAUUUCAGCUCACGCUUCGUCCGGUAACAGAUUCGGCGUUCACUCGAUCACCUCUUUAUUGGGUAGAUUGUUUGUAAAUAAAGUUCUUUGAAAAGUU